ACAUAUCUCUACACUCCCGGAGAUCGGCAGCUAUGGCCAGCAAGAAGAAAGAUAUUGCACUGCAGAUUAUCAUCAGUAAUCAGGAGCAGUGGGAGGAAUCGCUCUCUUCCAAAGGACUCCUAGUGGUGGACGUGUAUCAGGCCUGGUGUGGUCCGUGCAAGACAGCUGUCAGCUUAUUUCGAAAAAUUAAAAAUGAACUGGGUGAUGAUCUCUUGCAGUUUGCUGUGGCGGAAGCUGAUAGUAUUGAUGCACUUGAGAAAUACAGAGGCAAAUGUGAACCCACGUUUCUUUUCUUUGGUGGAGGGGAACUGGUUGCCGUGGUGAGAGGAGUCAAUGCUCCUUUACUACAGAAAACUAUUAUAGACCAGCUUGAAGCAGAGAAGAACGUUUUGAACCAAGGCCUAGAACGCAAAGUGGUAAAAGAUGAGGCACUUCUAGUGGAAGAAGAGGAGACGUCUCCUAUCCCAGCACAGGUUGAGGAUGAUGAACUGCUUCCAUCAGGGAAGUCUUACACAGUGGCUAUUAUUAAACCUGAUGCAGUUGCUCAUGGAAAAGCAGAUGAAAUCAUAAUGAAGAUACAGGAGGCUGGGUUUGAGAUUUUGGCCAAUGAAGAGAAGACUAUGACGGAGUCUGAAGUCAGAGACUUCUAUCAGCACAGGGCAGGAGAGGAGAAAUUUCAGGAGCUGAUACAGUUCAUGUCUAGUGGCCCAUGCCAUGUUCUUAUCAUAUCUAAAUCUGGAGAAGAGGAUGUGAUCCCUGCAUGGAGAGAGUUCAUUGGUCCAACUGAUGUAGAAGUCGCCAAGACAGAGAAGCCUGAAAGUUUACGAGCUCAGUAUGGUACAGAGAUUCUGUAUAAUGCUGUGCAUGGGAGCAAUGACACUGAGCAGGCCAGCAGAGAAUUAGCCUUCUUCUUUCCUACUUUCAAACAACAGCACCAACACACAGAUGAAUCGGUCUUUAUGAGCCCAGAAAGGACCUUGGCUUUGAUUAGGCCAGAGGUCUUAAGAGGCAGGAAAGAUGAAGUUUUGCAGUGCAUCCAGGAGGCUGGCUUCUCUAUAGCAAUGCAAAAGGAAGUUAUGCUUAGUGAGCAGCAGGUCAAGGAGUUCUAUCAAGAGCAUGUAAAUGAAGACUAUUACCCAGCUCUUCAACAGCAAAUGACCAGCGGUCCCAUUCUUGCCCUGGCACUUGUAAAGGAUAACGCAGUAAAACUGUGGAGGAAUGCGUUAGGACCUACGAAAAUUACAGAAGCAAUAAAUGAAGCACCAGACAGCUUGCGAGCUCGUUUUACUCCAUCAGAGGGUGCAAUUAACCAGUUACAUGGCAGUUCAUCUCCAGUGAGUGCAGAAAAGGAAAUAAACUUUUUCUUUCCAGUAGAGCAUACCUUGGCAGCUAUUAAACCUGAUGCAAUGGAAGAACACAGAGAUGAAAUCAUGGAGAGAAUUCAAGGGGCUGGAUUUACAAUUUCUCAAAUAAAAGAGACUAAUCUGAGCCAAGAGAUGGCUGAGGAGUUUUACAAAGAACACAAGGGGAAGCCAUUUUAUGAGCAACUUGUCGAAUACAUGUGCAGAGGUCCUUGUUUAAUGAUGACUCUUAGCAAAGAAAAUGCAGUACAGGAGUGGAGAUCACUGAUGGGCCCCACAGAUCCCACUGAAGCUCAAACAGCUGCCCCUGAUUCUCUGAGGAGCUUGUUUGCUAAGAGUAUUUUGGAGAAUGCAGUCCAUGGCGCCUCCAACAUAAAUCAUGCCACAGAAAAGAUUCAAUUCAUAUUUGGUGACAUUGAUCUGGAUGGACAUAUCAGUUGGACCAGUAAUGAAACAUCCACCCAGAAUACUACUAAAGACAUCCAACAAAAUGAGGAGCGCAAUGAAACCACAGCCCUCCCAGGGAAUGAAGAAGAGUCUGUACAAGAUGACAGUUAA
This is a messenger RNA of Nanorana parkeri, 1919 nucleotides long. It is a transcript of the gene NME9, whose product is annotated as NME/NM23 family member 9. The transcript is spliced from 17 exons. Bases 33 to 1919 code for a protein of 628 amino acids. Gene Ontology annotation, biological process: CTP biosynthetic process; GTP biosynthetic process; UTP biosynthetic process. Gene Ontology annotation, molecular function: nucleoside diphosphate kinase activity. The record is from RefSeq and is a predicted model, not a curated record. NCBI's taxonomy places the organism in Eukaryota, Metazoa, Chordata, Amphibia, Anura, Dicroglossidae.